UCGUCGUCAGUUAAGUUACUCAGUUUCAUUUUUCUUUUCUUUUAGAUGUGUUAAAGAAGUUAUUGUUGACAUUUUUUGUAAUGUGCUAUUUACCAAUAAAAAAAUAAAACGUAGUAGCUUAUGUAAUUUAUAUUUGCUGGCAUUAUUCUACACAGGUAUUCCCCACAUUCGUGUUACAGACUAUAAAAAUGAUUACUUCAAACCACCAGAGAGUUGAAUCACCUUGGUUGCUACCUGGUUUCAAGACAAGAAUAUUUAUUUAUUUGUUUGUCUUCACAGUGGUAUCAAGCUUGGUUCUCUUAAGGGGCUCCAGAAUCAACCAUGUGUACAACAGCAAUGAAUGGGAUCUGCUGAUCUUCACUCAGCAAUGGCCCAACACAGUAUGUAUGGAGUGGGAAGAGACCAGUCCUACCAACCACACUUGUGCAUUGCCCAAGCAGAAGGACAUCUGGACCAUACAUGGCAUCUGGCCGACAAAACUUGGCACGAUUGGUCCAUCGUUCUGCAAUUCUUCGUUGCAUUUUAACGCCUCACAGCUUGCUCCAAUCAUGAACAACCUAACAGAGUACUGGAUAGAUGUGGAGAUCCCAGAACCAGCCAACUCUUUCUGGAGACACGAGUGGCGAAAGCAUGGGACCUGUUCAGCCUCAGUUCCUCAAUUGAGUACAGAAAUCGGUUACUUCCAGACAGGAUUGGACUUGCUUCAAAAGUUUAACAUGAAGGGAGUUCUAGGCAAAGCCAGUGUUUACCCUGACUCAGACUCGCCUACUGACCUAACCUCAAUCUGGUUGGCUAUUAAGACAACUCUCGGGGUUAACCCUUCCAUACACUGUGUCCAUGAUAAGAAAACCAAACAGUACUACCUCCAAGAAAUCAGGAUAUGCUUUGACAAGUCAAUCAACCUUGUGGACUGUGACGGUAUCAAACUUCACCACUCAUUCCACUGGCAACCCAAUGGCAACUGUCCUCUAGAUAAACCCAUCUUCUACCCUGCUACUGUACCACCUCCAUCUCGUAAACCACUGCCACCACCUCCGGCUACACCAAUGGCCAACCUCUUGAAUGUCAUCCAGUUUGUCAUGUGGUUAACAUCGUAGAUGAGUGAUGAAGCUAUACAACGUGCCUUAGUAGACAUUUAACCCCUUACAUUGUCUGUUAUCUUGCGUUUUGACAGUUUCCUGUGAAACUAUUUUAGUUGAGUAAAGUUUAAAGUUUUGUCUUUUAGAACAUUGUUGGCAUUUUCAUAUGUCUGGUUGGAUUUAAAUUCUCCGUAGAGAAGUUAGGUAUAGAGGAAACACACUUAUGUACAGGGUCUUCCUCCACCAUGAGCGUUGUGGUUAGGGGUCUCAAUUCGGGAUCCCGGGAUCUCGGCCGAUUUUUGAUACCUAGAAAUCCCGGGACUGGUGUCUUUUAAUCAAAAGAUUAACGGAUUAACGGGAUUGCAAAACCUAUGUUUAUAUUGAUUUUUUUUGUGAAUUUUAGGACUUUUACUUACGGAAAAUUAAUAAAAAUAGUCCAGUAACACUUGAAACACAUAUACUCUUUAUUUUUAGGACGAUUAUAUGAAAUGGUAUAAGUAGCCUAAUGAUAUUUUUUGAUUGGAAAAUUUAAUUAUCAUUAAACUCAAAUAGGCCUACAUUCAGGCCUAAAUAUAUGUUUCAGUUUUUAGACGAUUUGGAUUUACUUUCUGUAAUUGUUAUUACAUUAUUUAGAACCUAAUUACAGUAGGCCUUCAUGUUAUUUUGAGUUUUACUUUUGACAUUAGUAAACAAUGCAAUUCGUGUAGCAAACAUAACAUUGCAAUCGGAAAUUUAAGUAUUAUUUUCAUGGAAGCCAUAAAAUAUAACUAUAAACACACGAUUAUAAUCUCAUUAUUAAGAUCGCUUAUAUUUAGGGUGUAUAACUUUUAUCUUCGUAUUUGGUUAUUAGUGUGGUGAUUAAAUUUCUUACAAUCUAAAAUUACGUUUUUCAUACACACGCUACUACAUAAGCAUAUGGUUUAUUGUUUUACAGUAUCUUAUAUUGUUUUAUUGCUGUAAGUCAAAAAAAAAAAUUUUACGCUGCUACUCGUGAUUCUUCCUAUUUUAUUUUUUUUCUCUUAGCUAUCUUUAAUCUAUCUAUUAGCGUGAGCGUGACUUAUAGGCUACGUACGAGUGCGGUUGCUCGUGAUUUUUUUAAAUGUAUUUAUUAUACUCUAGAGUGACAUAUCAACAUUUAUACACUGUAAAUAAGAAAUACGGGCAAUGAAAGUUCCGUGUGGUAAUAUUUAUUUACUUAGAAAAUGGAAACAUUGCGCAGUGUUACACUUGUAACACUGGCCAAAGUUUGAAACAUUAAAGUACUCAACAAGGGGACUUCUCGCUCAUUUAAAAUGGCUAAAAAGUAAAAAAUCAUAAUAUUAUAUAAUCCCAGGAUUGAUCCCGGGAUCGGCUGAGACGAAUCCCGAAAUCCCGGGAUUGGAUUGAAGGCCCGGGAUUGAGACCCCUAGUUGUGGUACGAAUGUUUCCUCUGUACCUUACUUCUCUGUGAAUUCUCUUAAAAGUUCUUAAAAACACGUUCACCAUGUAUUCAUUAAAUAUUAAUUAAAUUUUUAUUUGGUAAAAUAACAAAUAUAGUAGAGUCUCAGUUAUCUGACCUAAAUUGGCCGUGUCGAGAUCGGAUAAGCAAAAAGGUCGGAUAACACAGAAAACCUAGAAAACCUGUAGUGAAGCAGGUUGAUGAACCAUGGGGUGUUUUUAGGUUAUGGUGUUAUGCAGCAUGUAAAAAUAGGAAAUUACAGUCAAGUGCAUGCACCUAAGGCCUGGUGCAUAUCUCCCGAGUACAGUAAAAGACGGCAAAGGAGCUUUCUCAACCAUUACAAUAUACAGUCAUUCCACUUGGAAAUUACCACAAUCUUACAAUACUUAAUCUUAUACAUAGAGGAGAUGGCAUAAGAGGUUAGAUAACCAAAAAUUGGAGUCUCGACUGUUGUUAAGACUUUUCCUUGACUAUUUUAUUGUUUACUACAAUUUCUACUCAUGUUUUUUAUGUAUAUUUCUAACACAAAAUCCUUUAAAAAAAAAUAAUUAAAAUAUUUGUUAUAAGCAUGUUACUUGUACUAAUAGUCUAUCUUUGUGCACGUUGAUGCUUUUGGGUGGACCGAUGCUUCUAUUUUUCUCUCGGAGAAACAAACCAUGUUUUGAGAUCAUCUCUUUUGCUAUUGAUUGUUUCUCCUUGAAAUAUUAUGUUGUAAAUAAGAUUACCAUUAUUUUAAGUUUAAUUUUAUGAUUAUGGGUUUUUUGCCUAUAUUUCAUAUUGGGUUUUGUUAAAGCUUUAAUUAAAAAAAAUAUUUUUUUAUCUAUUUACACUAUGUACUGACAUUCAACAAAACAAGUAUUUUUAAUAUGUGUGGUUGAAAAGGGCAACUAUUGUCAACAUUAUUUAAAGUAGCUCAGUAGAGAUAGAGUUCAUACAAUAUCAAAAAUCAAAAUGUGGUAGAUUUACUGUUAACAUUGGGAAUUUUCUUAUCAUUAGUUUUCUAGGAUGUAUUAUUUUGGUUAACAUUCUUAGUGCAAAACAAAACAGCAUUUGGUCAGUUACAGCAUUUGGUGUUCUGAAAUAACAAGUAGAAGUAUAAGCUAUAAUAUCUGAUAGUAACUAAAUUUUCCUUUAAUUUACUUUCCAGGGUUUUAAGGAUGGAAACUUAAUUUAAUUUAGUUUUACCAAAGCAUGAUAUUUUACUUUAUAAUAGAGUUUAUUUUUUUAUUUUUAUUUCGUUAUUGAUGAUCACGUUUGUGUUUGUGUAAAUAGAAUUUUGUGGCUGUGUUGUAAGAUGACUAACGUAUGUCAGUAAUAUAGUUUUCAUGAUAUAAUUGAAAGUUUUUACUUUAUAUUCACUGUUCCCUAUUAAUUUACUUAUUUGUUCCACUAUGUACAGUAUUGCACUAUUUAUUAUACAUGCCCUACUACAAAGCAGGUAUCACAUUGGUGUUAUUUUGUAGGUAGCUUUAUAGUUUUGAAAACCUUGUCAAAUAAAACACAUUGCCAGAGCGAAUUGCUUGACAUUUCUGCCAACAUUAUAGUAUACAGUGACUCCCUCUUAACCGAACACAUAUAUAAUACAGUUUAUCAGGCACUCAGCAGGAGUGAAAUCUCUCAAACAAAACCAUUUUUAUCAGCAAAUCGGUUUAACCGUACUAGAUUGGCAGUAAUUGGGCGGAUCUAAAAAGAAUUUUCGGAAAUAAUUGGGACCAAUGAUUUUGCGUCUAAAUUGCUCUCCCAAAUUUAAGUAAAACUUUUUUGUUAGUUUUCGAGUGGCCGAGUUGACGUCAGUUUAACCACAAAAACCAUUAUCCGGACUGGCCUUGGUCCCGAGGAGCCCGGUAAGAGGAAGUCUACUGUAACCAUGUCUAAGUUAAACCACAACUAUUUAUAGUAAUUAAAUAAUGCUUUCAUUUUUGUAGUGGCCUGUUAAAAAAAAAAACUUAUCCAACUUUAUAAAUGCUUUUAUAAACACUAUUACCAUCUUAAUAGGUUGUGAUAAAAAUAACCUCAUGGGUUUAAUGUAAUCUAUUAGGUUGUAGGAUAUACAGUGGUAUUAGGCUUAGGCAUGUAUUAUUUAAACAUUCAAAAACAUUAUUAUUUACGGUAGUGACAUGUUUAAAAUGGAGAAACUCCUUUACACUGUGUUAUUUUUGGGUUGUAAAUAUAGAGUAUAGCAACUCUAAA
Macrosteles quadrilineatus (aster leafhopper) is the source of this 4707-nucleotide messenger RNA. RefSeq names its product ribonuclease Oy-like. The transcript has 6 exons. Gene Ontology annotation, biological process: RNA catabolic process. The record is from RefSeq and is a predicted model, not a curated record. The coding region runs from base 189 to 1097 and encodes 302 amino acids. NCBI's taxonomy places the organism in Eukaryota, Metazoa, Arthropoda, Insecta, Hemiptera, Cicadellidae. Gene Ontology annotation, cellular component: extracellular region. Gene Ontology annotation, molecular function: RNA binding; ribonuclease T2 activity.